This is a messenger RNA of Blepharisma stoltei, 356 nucleotides long. The record is from the annotation of a GenBank genome assembly. Lineage: Eukaryota; Ciliophora; Heterotrichea; Heterotrichida; Blepharismidae.
AUGGUUUCACAGGUAACUCUCAACUCAGGCCAAAAAGACAGAUUACACACAAAACCUUAUCCUCUGCAUUGAAGAGCUAAAAACAAACCGUGACUGUUUUAAUAAGCAAAUCGAAGAAAUUUCCAAUGAAAAACUUGAAAUAGAAAAAGAGCUUGAAAGACUUAAUCGAGAACUUGACAAAGUUAACGGUAAGAAAUAUUAAAGAAGGUUUAAGCAAAAAAAUUGAAGCAAAAAGUGGGUUUGAUAAAGCAAUUGAAGAGACUGAAAGCGCUUAUAAGAAAAUUUUAGAGACUUCGCAGACAUUGCUACAUGUGCUAAAAAGAGAAAAAAUGUCACUAAAAAGUGAGCAGGAUUAG